CCGAAACGCUCGGGGUCUGCGGGGGGAGCCGGAGAUCGGGGACGGGCGGCUGGGCCCGGGGAGGCGGCGCGGGGGGGCGGUCCAGGGCCGAUCGGGAGGCGGAGCCCGGAGCUGGGGGCUGCUGGCGAGCGGCUCUCUCCGUUCCUUAGCUCGGGCGUCCUGGUUCGCUUCGGCGUCCGCCGUCUCCGCAGCUGCCUCCUCUUCCUCCUUCGCCUUCGCCACCGCCGCCGCCGCCCGCAGCACCGCAGCCCCGCAGCCCCUCCCGCCAUGGCCGCCGCCGGCGCCCGGCUCAGCCCCGGCCCCGGCUCGGGGCUCCGGGGGCGGCCGAGGCUCCGCUUCCACCCGGGGCCGCCGCCACUGCUGCCGCUGCUGCUGCUGUUCCUGCUCCUGCUGCCGCCGCCGCCGCUGCUGGCCGGCGCCACCGCCGCUGCCUCGCGGGAGCCCGACAGCCCGUGCCGGCUGAAAACCGUCACGGUGUCCACACUGCCCGCCCUGCGGGAGAGCGACAUCGGCUGGAGCGGCGCCCGCGCCGGGGCCGGGGCUGGGACCGGGGCCGGAGCCGCCGCCGCCGCCGCGUCCCCGGGCUCUCCUGGCUCUGCCGGCACCACCGCCGAGUCGCGCCUCCUGCUCUUUGUGCGUAACGAGCUGCCGGGGCGCAUCGCGGUGCAGGACGACCUGGACAACACCGAGCUGCCCUUCUUCACCCUGGAGAUGUCUGGCACAGCGGCGGACAUCUCGCUGGUGCACUGGAGACAGCAGUGGCUGGAGAAUGGCACCUUGUACUUCCACGUCUCCAUGAGCAGCUCCGGGCAGCUGGCCCAAGCCACCGCCCCCACUCUCCAGGAGCCCUCGGAGAUUGUUGAGGAGCAGAUGCACAUCCUCCACAUUUCUGUGAUGGGUGGCCUCAUCGCGCUGCUGCUGCUGCUGCUGGUGUUCACCGUGGCGCUGUAUGCCCAGCGACGUUGGCAGAAGCGUCGCCGCAUCCCCCAGAAGAGCGCAAGCACAGAAGCCACUCAUGAGAUCCACUACAUCCCAUCUGUGCUGCUGGGUCCCCAGGCGCGGGAGAGCUUCCGUUCAUCCCGGCUGCAAACCCACAAUUCCGUCAUUGGCGUGCCCAUCCGGGAGACUCCCAUCCUGGAUGACUAUGACUGUGAGGAGGAUGAGGAGCCACCUAGGCGGGCCAACCAUGUCUCCCGCGAGGACGAGUUUGGCAGCCAGGUGACCCACACUCUGGACAGUCUGGGACAUCCAGGGGAAGAGAAGGUGGACUUUGAGAAGAAAGCAGCAGCUGAGGCGACUCAGGAGACAGUGGAGUCCCUGAUGCAGAAGUUCAAGGAGAGUUUCCGCGCUAACACGCCCAUCGAGAUCGGUCAGCUGCAACCACCCCUGCGCAGCACAUCGGCAGGGAAGAGGAAGCGGAGGAGCAAGUCUCGAGGAGGAAUCAGCUUUGGGAGAGCCAAGGGGACGUCGGGCUCAGAGGCAGACGAUGAAACGCAGCUGACAUUCUACACGGAGCAGUACCGCAGUCGCCGCCGCAGCAAAGGUUUGCUGAAAAGCCCAGUGAACAAGACAGCCCUGACACUGAUUGCUGUGAGUUCCUGCAUCCUGGCCAUGGUGUGUGGCAGCCAGAUGUCUUGUCCACUCACCGUGAAGGUGACUCUGCAUGUGCCCGAGCACUUCAUAGCAGAUGGAAGCAGCUUCGUGGUGAGUGAAGGGAGCUACCUGGACAUCUCCGACUGGUUAAACCCGGCCAAGCUUUCCCUGUAUUACCAGAUCAAUGCCACCUCCCCAUGGGUGAGAGACCUCUGUGGACAAAGGACGACAGAUGCCUGUGAGCAGCUCUGCGACCCAGAAACCGGAGAGUGCAGCUGUCAUGAAGGCUAUGCCCCUGACCCUGUUCACAGACACCUGUGUGUGCGCAGUGACUGGGGACAGAGUGAAGGACCUUGGCCCUACACGACACUUGAGAGGGGCUAUGAUCUGGUGACAGGGGAGCAAGCCCCUGAAAAGAUUCUCAGGUCUACUUUCAGCUUGGGCCAAGGCCUCUGGCUUCCUGUCAGCAAAAGCUUUGUGGUUCCGCCUGUGGAGCUGUCCAUCAACCCCCUGGCCAGCUGCAAGACCGAUGUGCUCGUCACGGAAGACCCUGCAGAUGUCAGGGAAGAAGCGAUGCUGUCCACAUACUUUGAAACCAUCAAUGACCUGCUGUCCUCCUUCGGGCCAGUUCGUGACUGCUCUCGGAACAAUGGGGGCUGCACUCGCAACUUCAAGUGUGUGUCUGACCGGCAGGUGGAUUCCUCGGGAUGUGUGUGCCCCGAGGAGCUGAAACCCAUGAAGGAUGGCUCUGGCUGCUACGACCACUCCAAAGGCAUUGACUGCUCUGAUGGCUUUAAUGGCGGCUGUGAGCAGCUGUGCCUGCAGCAGACGCUGCCCCUGCCCUACGAUGCCACUUCGAGCACCAUCUUCAUGUUCUGCGGUUGCGUGGAGGAGUACAAACUGGCUCCUGAUGGAAAAUCCUGCUUAAUACUCUCAGAUGUCUGCGAGGGCCCUAAGUGCCUCAAACCUGACUCCAAAUUCAAUGAUACCCUCUUUGGAGAGAUGCUACAUGGUUACAACAACCGGACCCAGCAUGUGAACCAAGGCCAAGUCUUCCAGAUGACCUUUAGGGAGAACAACUUCAUCAAGGAUUUUCCCCAGCUUGCCGACGGGCUGUUGGUGAUCCCGCUGCCGGUGGAGGAGCAGUGCCGGGGGGUCCUCUCCGAGCCCCUUCCGGACCUCCAACUGCUCACUGGAGAUAUCAGGUAUGAUGAGGCCAUGGGUUACCCCAUGGUGCAGCAGUGGCGGGUCCGGAGCAACCUCUACCGUGUGAAGCUCAGCACCAUCACCCUCUCAGCAGGCUUCACUAAUGUUCUCAAGAUCCUGACCAAGGAGAGCAGUCGGGAGGAGCUGCUGUCCUUCAUCCAGCACUAUGGCUCCCACUACAUCGCAGAGGCCCUCUAUGGCUCAGAGCUCACCUGCAUCAUCCACUUUCCCAGCAAGAAGGUCCAGCAGCAGCUGUGGCUCCAGUAUCAGAAAGAGACCACAGAGCUGGGCAGCAAGAAGGAGCUCAAGUCCAUGCCCUUCAUCACCUACCUCUCAGGUUUGCUGACAGCCCAGAUGCUGUCAGAUGACCAGCUCAUUUCAGGUGUGGAGAUUCGCUGUGAGGAGAAGGGGCGCUGUCCAUCUACCUGUCACCUUUGCCGCCGGCCAGGCAAGGAGCAGCUGAGCCCCACACCAGUGCUGCUGGAAAUCAACCGUGUGGUGCCACUUUAUACCCUCAUCCAAGACAAUGGCACAAAGGAGGCCUUCAAGAGUGCACUGAUGAGUUCCUACUGGUGCUCAGGGAAAGGGGAUGUGAUUGAUGACUGGUGCAGGUGUGACCUCAGCGCCUUUGAUGCCAGUGGGCUCCCCAACUGCAGCCCCCUUCCGCAGCCGGUGCUGCGGCUGUCCCCAACAGUGGAGCCCUCCAGUACUGUGGUCUCCUUGGAGUGGGUGGAUGUUCAGCCAGCUAUUGGGACCAAGGUCUCCGACUAUAUUCUGCAGCAUAAGAAAGUGGAUGAAUACACAGACACUGACCUGUACACAGGAGAAUUCCUGAGUUUUGCUGAUGACUUACUCUCUGGCCUGGGCACAUCUUGUGUAGCAGCUGGUCGAAGCCAUGGAGAGGUCCCUGAAGUCAGUAUCUACUCAGUCAUCUUCAAGUGUCUGGAGCCCGACGGUCUCUACAAGUUCACUCUGUAUGCUGUGGAUACACGAGGGAGGCACUCAGAGCUAAGCACGGUGACCCUGAGGACGGCCUGUCCACUGGUAGAUGACAACAAGGCAGAAGAAAUAGCUGACAAGAUCUACAAUCUGUACAAUGGGUACACAAGUGGAAAGGAGCAGCAGAUGGCCUACAACACACUGAUGGAGGUCUCAGCCUCGAUGCUGUUCCGAGUCCAGCACCACUACAACUCUCACUAUGAAAAGUUUGGCGACUUCGUCUGGAGAAGUGAGGAUGAGCUGGGGCCCAGGAAGGCCCACCUGAUUCUACGGCGACUGGAGAGGGUGAGUAGCCACUGCUCCAGCCUCCUGCGGAGUGCCUACAUCCAGAGCCGCGUGGAAACAGUGCCCUAUCUUUUCUGCCGCAGCGAGGAGGUCCGGCCUGCAGGCAUGGUGUGGUACAGCAUCCUCAAGGACACCAAAAUCACGUGUGAGGAGAAGAUGGUGUCAAUGGCCCGGAACACGUACGGGGAGUCCAAGGGCCGGUGAGGGAGGGUAUUGCCCUCCGUGAGCACAGAGACUCUCCAUGGGAGGGGGAGCAGUAUUCUCCUGGAUCCUGGGGCCUGGGUGGGCUGGGGGACAGCUGAGGAUGGGCCUAGCAGAUGAAGCUUGCCAGCAAGGCCAAAGCAAACGGUUUCUCCUGUGGAUAGUGGACAGAGACCUUUGUAACCAAUGGAAUUAUUCAUUUUUCUCUAUCUUUUUAUUUUUUCAAAGAUAUUAUUUGACUCUAUCAAAAGUCUCUCCUUUUUAAACCUUUUCUUAUGGAUGGCUGUCAAUCCCGAGGCAGAAGUUUUCAGGUGGAGACCAAGCGGCCUUUGCUCUUCUUCCUCCUUCCUGCCACACUCUGCUUUCUUCCUGCCAUGGACCCCUGGAGGAGACAUAUGGAGGGACAGUUUUGACCUGACCCCUAGAGGAGACAGUUUUGACCUCUUCAGCACCAGGAAGGAAGCUCUGAGGAUGGUUGCAGUGAGGAAGCAUGGGUCUUUAAGGACUUCUCUCUCUUUUUUGCUGGACAUUAUUGAGUUUGUGGGACCCUGCCUCUUCCUGCUACCUGUGGGUCUUCCCAGAGUCCCUGCAGGCCUGUCCAUGCAUUAAAAAUUCCUAUUGUCUCUCUU
Messenger RNA from Gorilla gorilla gorilla (western lowland gorilla), 4913 nucleotides. RefSeq names its product astrotactin 2 (gene ASTN2). The transcript has 23 exons. Gene Ontology annotation, molecular function: inositol 1,3,4,5 tetrakisphosphate binding; protein binding. The record is from RefSeq and is a predicted model, not a curated record. The coding region runs from base 268 to 4287 and encodes 1339 amino acids. NCBI's taxonomy places the organism in Eukaryota, Metazoa, Chordata, Mammalia, Primates, Hominidae. Gene Ontology annotation, biological process: neuron migration; neuron cell-cell adhesion. Gene Ontology annotation, cellular component: membrane; endosome.